Arachis stenosperma is the source of this 696-nucleotide messenger RNA. RefSeq lists its product as uncharacterized. Gene Ontology annotation, molecular function: DNA helicase activity. Bases 1 to 696 code for a protein of 231 amino acids. NCBI's taxonomy places the organism in Eukaryota, Viridiplantae, Streptophyta, Magnoliopsida, Fabales, Fabaceae. The record is from RefSeq and is a predicted model, not a curated record. The transcript is spliced from 2 exons. Gene Ontology annotation, biological process: telomere maintenance; DNA repair.
AUGUUAAAGAAAUUUUGCUACGAAGCACUUGACAAGUGCCUUAAGGAUGUUCUUCGUUUUAAUCAUGGAUCUAAGCCUGAUGCCCUGUUUGGUGGAAAAGUUGUUGUUCUUGGAGGUGAUAGGUUAUUAGGAGACAGUAUAGAUGGUGAAUCAGUGAUCAGGAUACCGGACAAGUUGCUAUUGGAUAUUGAGUCACCAGCUCUUCACGAUUUGGUGUUGUUCGUUUAUCCUGAUGUGUUACUGCAUAUUUCUAGCGUGGACUAUUUUAAGGACAGGAGUAUAUUGGCACCGACACUUGAUGUUGUCACAGAAGUUAACAAUCAUGUCAUGUCUUUACUCCCUGGCAAUGAAAAGGUUUAUUUGAGUUCUGACACACUACUGAACGAAGAUGGUCAUUUAGAAUCUGAAUUAUACACGAUGAGCAUAGAGUCGUUGAAUGCAUUGAAUUGUUUUGGUAUUCUACAACAAAGGUUAGUUCUUAAAAUUGGUGUCCUUGUCAUGCUUCUUCAUAAUAUUGACCAAUCUAAUGGAUUGUGCAAUGGUACACGAAUGCAAGUUAGGCGACUUGGUGAUCAUAUUAUUGAGUGGGUCAUAUUAUCGUGUCAUAAUGUUGGUCAAGUUGUAUUUAUUCCCAGGAUGAAUAUGGUCCCUAAAGAUGAAACAUUACCAAUCAGUUUACCUGGUGACAGUUUCUAA